Toxoplasma gondii ME49 is the source of this 4300-nucleotide messenger RNA. Its product is annotated as DEAD/DEAH box helicase. The transcript is spliced from 7 exons. Gene Ontology annotation, cellular component: cytoplasmic stress granule; nucleus. The record is from RefSeq and is a predicted model, not a curated record. Gene Ontology annotation, biological process: poly(A)+ mRNA export from nucleus. Bases 1227 to 3035 code for a protein of 602 amino acids. Gene Ontology annotation, molecular function: ATP binding; RNA binding; RNA helicase activity. Lineage: Eukaryota; Apicomplexa; Conoidasida; Eucoccidiorida; Sarcocystidae.
CUGAUCUCUCAGCCUUCUGUUUCACAUUUGUUUCCGUGACCGUCUGUCCUGUAUUUUGUUAACGGAGGAAGGAGGACACCAAUCACCAUCCGCGCUGCUGUGCUGGCUUUCUUGAGGCCGUCCUUUCUUUGUCCGUCGAGUAUUCACAAUCGGUGAACGUUUGCCGCGGCAUUCCUCUGUCUCGCAUUCACCGUCAUCCUUCAGUACGCCACCGAAGAAUCUCCGUUUGUCCGGCACUGCGGGAGCAAGGCAUUCACCCGAAAUUGCUCUUGCGUGUCUCUCUCCACUGUGUUCGUCCUGGCUGUCUUUUUUCGCAAUCACAUGCGAGUCUCGCUUCGUCCUGGGCUUUUGUUGUUGUGCACUGAGAUACAAGGAAGCGGCCGGCGAGCGCAUUUCUUACGAACGAAUGGGAGUGACGUCGGCAGCGCGGCGUUGGCUCUCCCGCUCUUCUCGACGCUGUUGAUUUCCUCCCGUUCCUGACCUCUGCAGUUUCUUGCCCCUCCGUGCUCGUUGUGUGCGUGUUCUGAUAAAGCCCGCCAGGUCCAGGUGUCGGGAGUGAAGGAGGGUCCGUGAUUUCUUUGGUUUUCACCAGUGGAUCUCGGUCUUUUCCAAUUUUCCCCGGUCACCAAUUCGUCUGCCUCACGUUUGCCGCUCCGCAUCCCCUGUGGGGUUUCUUCCUUCGUUGAUGCUAGUGCCUCUUGUGGAUAUAUCGCCAGCUCUACUCGAACUUGCCUUUCCCGGCGUUUCUUCCCCACACGGUAGAGGGCAACAGCCGAGCCGUUGCCUCUUUUUAAGGUCCGACCUGUCGUCAGGCGAGGUCUCUCCCGAUUCUCCCACUUCGUGUACACAAUCUGUACUGCUGUUUGCCUUCCCGUGUGAUUCUGAGCUGCGAGUGCGCCUAUCUCCCCGCCCAAGCACUCCAUUGCACCUGUGCUCUUGAGGUUUCUCCUGACACGCGUGCUUUCUCCGGCCUUUCCCUGCCUUUCUCCCGUUCCCACUCUUUCUUUCACCCCGCUUCUCCUCCCCCCUCUUUCCGGCAACCCAUUUGCUUGUCUGCUGCGUUCCGUCUGGUCCGUGAGUGCUUCUCACACUCUACGACUUCGUGUUCACCUGCGAGUCUGGCUUCCUUGCUUGCGGCCAGCUUUCCACGAGCUAGCUUUUCACGACCUAACUUUCCAUGAUCUAGGUUUCCUGGACCUUGCAUUUGCUUCCUCGUUUACACCACCAUGGCUCAGAAAGAAGGUGUGGCGGUGGCCAUGGCCGCCGGCCUCGCUGCAGCUGCCGCGGCAAUGGAUGAUCAGAUUGACCAGAACGCGCUCCAGGCGUUUAUGCGCCAGCAAAUGAGUCGAGCUGGCGGCCGAGGGUGUGCGACUCCAGACGCGAGAGAUGCAGGGGAAGAGAACGGCGUGAAAGACGCAGGAGGCGCCCGCGCGACCGCCGAGAGCAAAUCCACGGGCGGAGAGGAAACAACAGGAGCCCCAGGCUUUGCGACAGACUUUGAGGCUGUCAAACACAAACACCUUCGAGAGGUUGAUGACCAGUCCGCCGUCGUGGUCGAUCGGGCAGACGGGUCUUCGGGCGCUCCCGUAUCAGCGUCGUCUUGGACGGACUUGAACCUCAAGAAAGAACUGCUUUUGGGUGUGGAGAACCAGGGCUUCAGCAAGCCUUCAAAAAUCCAGGCGGCGGCUCUUCCUCUGAUUUUCGAUCGGGAUGAGAACCUCAUUGCCCAGGCUCAGAACGGAAGCGGAAAGACUGCAACAUUUGCUCUUGCGAUGUUGACCAAAGUGGACAACAACCUGAAGGCGCCACAAGCCCUCUGUCUCUGUCCCACUCGAGAGCUCGCUCAACAGACUGUCCGCGUCAUCGAGUCGCUGGCGAGGUUCACCGACACUUCCAUUUUUGUGGCCAUCCCUCAAAAGUCGGAUGCGCCGGCUGCUUCUCCGAUGCCAGCACAGGGGACAGGAAAGUGCAAGGUGUACACGACGCUAACGAGCCCUGUGGUGCAGUCGCCUAUCGUUGUGGGGACCCCGGGAAAGUGCAUGGAAUUGCUGAAGAAGAGGAAGUUCGGGGCGGACACUGUGAAGCUGUUUGUGCUGGAUGAGGCCGACGAACUCAUCAACUUCUCCAAUAACAUGGCCCCUCAGGUGCAACAGAUUCGACGCUUCUUCCCUCAACGUCUCCAGAUUCUUCUUUUCUCGGCCACGUUCUCCGAAGAAGUCCGGGGCUUUGCCGAGAAACUUAUGCCAACGGCAAACAAAAUCACGGUGAAAAAGGAGGAACUCACUUUGUCGUGCAUCAAGCAGUACUACAUUCCCUGCGAUCAGCGGGCGGCAUCUCUGGGGGCCGCGCCGACUCCGGCACGAGACUCGCCUCUGCCUUACCGCCUCGAUUCGUCUUUCUACCAGAAGUUCGCGGUUUUGUCCUCCUUGUAUUCGUCCAUGUGUCUCGGCCAGUCGGUCAUUUUCGUCAACAGUAGAAGAAGCGCUUUUUCCUUGGCGCUCAAGAUGCAGGAGGAGGGCUACGCCGUCUCGCUUAUUUGCGGCACUCAGGCUCAGGGCCCCGAGAAGAUGGGCAUCGAAAUGCGAGACCGGAUCAUGGACGAGUUCCGAAAAGGCGAAACUAAGGUGCUGAUCUGUACGGAUGUCUUGGCUCGUGGCAUCGAUGUCCCUCAAGUGACUCUCGUCGUCAACUUCGAUCUACCGCUCGUUUACCAAGGACGCGUGGGACCUGAAGGCGCUCCCGGAAGCGCCCAUGGAGUGCGGGGAGGACCAUUCGGAGGCGGCUGGGAAGGCCAGGCCGACGGCAUGCAGAUGCAGGCAGGUGGCCGCGAAGGGCCACGAGUGAACAUGGAAACCUACAUCCACCGUAUUGGUCGAACAGGCCGGUUCGGCCUCAAAGGCAUUGCAAUCAAUCUAGUCAAUAGCCAUGAGGAACAUCUGCUACAACAGAUUCGCGACUUUUACAGAUGCGACAUCGAGUGUAUGAAUGAGGACCCUGAGGACGUCGAAGAGAUGAUCAGAAAACUCCGGAUAUGAUAGUCUCCCGCUUCAGGAGAAACCUCGUGGGAAAACAACUUGUCCGUCAAAACACACUGAGAGCCCUCGUGUUCGAGGACAGCGAAGUUUUCUGCGCAAGUGUGUGUCUUGCUCCUAUUCGUGGGAGUGCCUUUCAUAGCGCCGUGUGGAGACAAGUGCAGGGAUAAACGACAUUCUGUUUUCCACUAACUUUGGAUGAGGGUCGACGCAGUUCGGCUCUCCGUUUCCACCGUUUCCUGGUGGCAGUGGCCGGGGAGUCCGUUCUAUCGCGGCUGCUUCCCGACAUGAUGUUAGUUUUCAAAACAUACGUCACAUGAGUUCUUCCGUGCUCCUUCGCCUUUCCAACGGAGCGGUUGGUACCGGAUUGAGCAAGCGCAACAAAAAGACCUGUUGUAGCUCAGGGAAUUGAUUCACGAGCUGACCCGUUCUGCGCGGGAGCGACUGCCGAAAACGCAAACGAAAGUGGCACACAGAGAUAUGCGGUAUGCCACGGUCUCCACGUAUAGGUGUGUCUUCUUCCAAGCAUGGCUAUUUAUCCCACGUGGCCGACUGCUGAUAAUUCGCAGACAGAAUGAGACAUUUGAAGCACAUGUUGCGAGGUUUUCAAACCACCGCCUCGUUCAACUCUGCAAGCGUCGACUUCAGGGCCAAAGCAGGCCGCGCCUCCCAUUUUGCCAGCAUACACUCCUGUUGCUUAAUUCGAAUUUCGAAACCAUGUCGAUGAAGUGUCGGUCAAAUCGAGGUGCUGAGGCGGAACCAUUCGUUUUAGUGUUUCGUGUAGCUAGUCGGCCUUAUCGGUACAUCAUCUCUUUAUUAGGACAGUUAGUACGUUUCCUGGCAACUGGAGGCAGCGCCCCUGUGAGGUGUUUUUCAUGUCGACAAGACAUGAGCCAAUGUGGUGCAUUCGCUUCCGUCGUGCAAGGGGCAGAACGGCUGAUGGACACUGGCUUUCCGGAAGGCAGAAAACAUGCAUGAAUACGAUGAACGUAGCGAGUGCUGCUGACGUCGUUGCUGCGUCGGAACGCGGAUACAUAACGCAUUUGCCUUUUCUGGCUCAGUUCUUCAAUCGAUGGAAAGACAUGGUGUUCUACCCACUUCUCCAGUCAAAUGGCUGAAGCUAGUGUUGUUCUAGGGGCUGCAGAUUUUGCACACAAGCGAAUGCCUGCGUAGUGGUUUCCUUGCAUUUCCUUUUUUUUCAUUUGUGUAUGACGGGCCGCUUGCGUAGUGUUGAUGUGCAGGAACCUUACGCCGGAAGCAACAGCAGC